This is a messenger RNA of Pseudozyma hubeiensis SY62, 1260 nucleotides long. Its product is annotated as Ankyrin repeat protein. Gene Ontology annotation, molecular function: protein arginine N5-methyltransferase activity; protein binding. Lineage: Eukaryota; Fungi; Basidiomycota; Ustilaginomycetes; Ustilaginales; Ustilaginaceae. The record is from RefSeq and is a predicted model, not a curated record. The coding region runs from base 1 to 1260 and encodes 419 amino acids. Gene Ontology annotation, biological process: peptidyl-arginine methylation. The transcript has a single exon. Gene Ontology annotation, cellular component: cytoplasm; nucleus.
AUGGCAACCGCAUCCUCAUCCACCGCAGCGCUCACAGCCGCAGAACAAGUCACCGACCUCCUCCCGCCCUCCCGAGUCGCACGCAACCUCGAACUCCACCUCGCCGCCGAAUCCGGCGAUCUUUCCCUCUUUAAAUCCCUCCUCACCUACCCUGCGUCUCCUUCCGAGUCAGACGCCGGAGGCGUAGAUGUAUGGUACGAAGAUCCCUCUUCCGCCAACUGGUCUGCACUCCAUUUUGCUGCUGAACAGGGACAUCUCGAAAUCGUCCAACUGUUGCUACGAAAUGGAGCGAUAUGGAAUGCUGUCGAUGCAAACGGCUUCACGGCUGCGCAGGUUGCGUGGAGCAUGAACCAUGAAAAGUGCUACAGGGCGAUCUUCGAGGAGGGUGUUAGGCAAACGUUCCUCUUGAGCGCGCUACAGGGGGCGGCAAACGAUGACGAUGAAGAUGGGGAGGAAGAGCCGGAAGCGAAGAGAACAAAGACAGAGGAAGGACCAACAGCCAUCGUAGACGGGGAACGAAUCACACUCAAACCAGAAGCGUCCGACGUAGCCAACGACACAGCUCGAUACCUCACGACACCACUGAGCUUUGUCAAGGACAGCUUGGGACAGGUACGGUGUCUCGACGCAGACAAAAACAUGGUCAUGGCGCCGUGGGAGACCGACAUCAUGCAGCUCUCCGCUUCUCUUCUUUGUGACAAUCAACCGCCAUCCUUUUCCAUCCUCAACAUCGGAUUCGGUCUCGGAAUCAUCGACAAGAUCAUCCAGACGUACAAGCCCGCUCGUCACGUCAUCAUCGAAGCGCACCCGGAUGCGAUCGCGUACGCACGUCAGCUCGGAUUCGACAAGCUUCCCGGCGUGGAACUCUUUGAAGGACGAUGGGAGGACUGGAUCCGCGAUUCCGACUCCGAAGACGACAUCGCCCGCAUGACUCAACUCGGAACCUUUGAUGCGGUGUACUUCGACACCUACUCGCAGGACUACGCCGAUUUAAAAAAAUUCUUCGAUGCGCUCCCCAACAUCACCAACGGUCCCGAUAGCAGGUUCAGCUUCUUCCACGGUCUAGGCGCGACGAACCAGUUCUUCUACGACGUCUACACACGCAUCAGCGAGCUCGACCUCAAAGAGAUCGGUCUCACCACGCAGUGGCACACCAUGGAACCACAGGUCAAGGAGGAAGAGUGGGAUGGUGUCAAGAGGAAGUACUGGGAGCUGACCAGGUAUCACUGUCCCAUUGCGAUGUUUGAUGUUUGGGAUUAG